AUGAUCGGUCACUACCCAAAAGGUCUUAAUAAAAUCGCGAAUUCUCAAGCAAGUGAAUUCCAAUCAAACUCUUUACUUACUCCGUCCACUCAAAGUAUCCUUGAGCUUCAUGCUAGUAUUUCAACUGCCCCUAACCAAGAAAUUGAAGAGAGAAAAGAGACAAAUGUGUCUAACAGUGUGGGAGAACAGAUAAUGCCUGAGCUGGACACGCAUAGCUCUCUUGUGUUGAAUGAAAGAGAAAACAUACCUUUCGCUCUCUCUUCUUCUUUGUCAUCUAUUCAAUCUGACUCGUCUCAGGAUGAAGCGAGCCACACUUGCUCAGACUUGUCUUCAUCUUCCUUUUUAUCAUUGCAUACUAUUAGUUCCUUUCACCUUAACUCUCUAUUUGGUUGCAUCGAGCCGCUUAUUCUUUCGCCUACACUCCCUUUCGUUUCUUCAUCUUCAUUGGCCAACACUUCUCGUGAAAGCAUUAUCUAUCCAGAGAAUGAGCAUUAUAAAGAAUUUUCUCAUGGAAUAAAAGAAAUCAUCAGCGAUAAUAAAUUGACUUUCACUGACCAUUCUUACUCUUGUAACCAUGGUAAAUCACUGGACGACUUUAGCGAUGAAGGUGGCCACGGAAAUCAUAUGGAUGGGUAUGCUGGAUCUUGUCUCAUAGAAGAUGCAGCUGAUAAACGUAGCUCCUUCAUUUGCAAUCAUUUUACACCUCAUUAUAUCCCUCCAUCUCCUCAAAAUACUUCUUUAAUUGACAAUAUCUCCAAAUUAGAUGUUGCACCAGAAAUGCCUGAGACACCGGAGCGUGAAUUAUGA
This is a messenger RNA of Protopolystoma xenopodis, 807 nucleotides long. Lineage: Eukaryota; Metazoa; Platyhelminthes; Monogenea; Polystomatidea; Polystomatidae. The record is from the annotation of a GenBank genome assembly.